AUGGCAAGACUCACUGAUGAUGCUGACUACGAUGCCGGCGAGACGUCUGAGAAUGUACCAAGUCCACGGUUCGACUCUAGAAAUGAUCAUGCACAAGAUCGAAGCCGUGCAAACAGCACAAAUAGCCCCUCUCCGGACGUUUCCAUCAAUUCUGCCGGUUCAUCUGACCUUCAUUUUGCCACAGUAACCGGAAGCCAGGCCGACUCUCGCACCACCCGACAGCGUGCACGAUUGCUGCUACGCCUUCGUGCUGCUUCUGUCAAUAAUAUACAAAGACGACCGGCUUCUGAAGCGCCGGCUGUAUCUGGAACUAGAGUGGUUGGCGGAGCCUGCACAGGUUCCAGUACUACUGUACUUCCUGAGAUUGACUCGAAUGGGACUGCUAGUGAAUUCAUUCAAAUUCAGCCUAAUUUCGCUCUUCUUGUUUAUCAAAACACAUUUAUUUCUUUUUUUCGAAUCCUAUUGGAUACUCCUUAUUUAAUAAUACUCAUUUGCAAUAUUCAUGGGUAA
Molecule: messenger RNA, 510 nt
Organism: Protopolystoma xenopodis
Lineage: Eukaryota; Metazoa; Platyhelminthes; Monogenea; Polystomatidea; Polystomatidae
Source: the annotation of a GenBank genome assembly